Molecule: messenger RNA, 1717 nt
Organism: Hordeum vulgare subsp. vulgare (domesticated barley)
Lineage: Eukaryota; Viridiplantae; Streptophyta; Magnoliopsida; Poales; Poaceae
Exons: 1
Coding region: 498-1007 (169 amino acids)
Source: RefSeq, a predicted model, not a curated record
AGAGGAGAAAGGAGCGGCGGUGACGCUACGAGAAGUCAAGAACGAUUGCACCCGAGUCGCCCAGGGCUAGGCGACGUGGGGGCUUUUUUAAUAGCCGCACCGGAUAUUUUUUUUGUAAAAGCCGAGAGAGAUUUUUAUUUCUCGGUCUUUGCAUCAACUAAAAAUAUAUAUAAUCAUUUUAAUAUAAGUAUCAAGACAAACGAGCGCCUAUCUAAAGCUGUUUUGGUGCAACGCACACAAGUUACAAUCAACAAUAAUAGUUGUUGAUAACGCGAACCCUAUUUUGAAUAGGACUCCUUCUACUCCUCCCGCAACGCUCCCACGAGCGUCUCGGAGGCCAACCCUAGCGCCGCCGCCCCCCUUCCCCCUUCCUCAAUCCCUCCUCCCUCGCUGCCGCCAGGCGGCGUGAGCGGGCGAAGCCCGUUCAUCGUCGACGGCAGCGGGGCUUCUGUCCUGCGUGUGCGGGGGUGCGGCGCGGGCCUGAUGCCUCGGAUCUGAUGCGAUAUUCGAUGUUGGGUGCGGCAGCUCGGUGGCGCUCCAGAGUGGGCCGGCGACGGUGGCGUGACAGUGAUGCGACGGGUGGCACAGAGGUGGUGCAGGCUGGAGGCUGCUGGUGGCGGCGGCUGCUUCGCGGUGGCGCGCCCAUAUCCCCCUUUGGCGUCGUCGGUCGCGGGCAACCUGGGUCAUGGUCGGCCUCCUUGCCAUUGUUGGGCAGGGAGGUGGCGCGACAGCGGGUGGUUGCGUGCGCCGCUGGCCGGUCGGGCCCUUGCGGAUGGUCAACGUCGCACGAUGAGGGAGACCCUCCUGGUGGCCAUCCAUGGCGGCAACGGCGAUGGCUCCGCUCCCCCUUCUUUGGCGUCGGGCUCCUAUGCGUGCUCGUUCGUACCAGCAGCCAGGGUGGGACGAAACAUGAUGGUUUCGGGGGAGGCUGGUUGAAGGGACGGGGGCUCCAUGGUCGUCGGUCGUGGUCGUGGGUCGCUCCACCCCCUCCCCCUUCCCCAUCAUGAUUUCUCUGCUCUCGGUUCCGGCGUUACUCAAGGCGAGUGGUUUGUCGGCGGUGGUUGGGGUGCGGAUCUUCUCAAAGUCGCUGCCUUUGGUGGUUCACGGGGCGGUCUGGAUGCAGAACGGUGACUCUCGUGGUGGGAGGCAUGGUAGUUGUGGGCUGACAGCAAGACUCGGGUGCGGGCGGGCAGCCAUGGUCGCUUGGGUGACAUGGCCGCGGGUGGUUGGCGGAGCGGCAAUGCUAGUAAAGGGUAGGAGCACCGGGGUACACCACUUGCCCAGUCCCUGUACUGGCCGGCAGAGACGGCGUCCAUGGACGUUGUUCUCCUUGUUGCGGGCUCCGUCGUGAUGCUCUCACUCCUCUCGUGCCAUUUCGGAUGAAAACUUGAUCUUUGAGAUCAGACAGCUGCGGCUACACAUAGUCGUACCCUCCAGGAAGGCCUCGUCUUGGAGUUAGCUUUGGCCGUGUCCAUCUCAUCACUUCUUGAUGGAUUGCUCAUCUCGGUGGUGGUCUCCGUCGGUCCAAACUGUUCGUCUUUGCUUAUUAUUAGGUUGCUUGGUCGUUGUUGGGGUGAUGUCUCGGUGUUCGGAACCUUUGUAUCCCAUCAUGGAUGUGUGCGUUCAGUUGGUGAUGGACUGCGUUUGUAUCUUCUUUUCGUUUGUCAUGGUGAUGGUUGGUUUAUAUAUAAAAUGCGGGAAAUACUUUUUUGUGAAA